Lodderomyces theae is the source of this 576-nucleotide messenger RNA. RefSeq lists its product as uncharacterized. NCBI's taxonomy places the organism in Eukaryota, Fungi, Ascomycota, Pichiomycetes, Serinales, Debaryomycetaceae. The record is from RefSeq and is a predicted model, not a curated record. The transcript has a single exon. Bases 1 to 576 code for a protein of 191 amino acids. Gene Ontology annotation, cellular component: EKC/KEOPS complex; nucleus; cytosol. Gene Ontology annotation, biological process: telomere maintenance via recombination; tRNA threonylcarbamoyladenosine modification.
AUGACCAUGCCACUCGUGCAAGCUGUCUCAUUCCCACAAUUUCCACAACGCAAGGCUCUCAUAAGCCUUUUCAAGGAUGUACCUGAAGAAAACCUAAAAACAAUCAAGGAACAGCUCAUUCAAGCAAAUCCUAAAUAUGACUACUGUUUUUUGAACACCAAGUAUAUAAUCUCCUUAGAGCAGCUACAAAACUCAAUCCAUAAGUCUAUUCUACAUCUUGAGCACAAUUCAAUGCAAGCAAAGACGUUGAAUACGGAAAUAUUGUUGAAUUUAUCACCAGUCAAUGUGAUUUCUGAGGCAAUUAAACGUUUCGGUAUACUGGAUGACUGUUCUAACGUGAUUGUAGUGAAGGUAGUGCUGCUGGAUGAAGAUAUUGUUACGUUUAAAAGGGAAUUAGGUGAUAUAGUUGGUGGAGAAGGUGUGGCAAUUUCCGAUGAGGUCUUGUUGGAGUUGGUUGAUGUGUCGAAAUUCAAAAAGAUUUACAAAUUGAAUGAUGCAGCUUUUAGUUCUGAGGAAAAUCUUCAAGGGCAAUUGACAAGGUUGGCAAUCGGAGCGUGCCUUUUAAGAGGUUACUAA